This is a messenger RNA of Chara braunii, 3201 nucleotides long. The record is from the annotation of a GenBank genome assembly. NCBI's taxonomy places the organism in Eukaryota, Viridiplantae, Streptophyta, Charophyceae, Charales, Characeae.
CCAAGGUGGCCCGCGAGUUUCGCACGCAGCGGUACGAUGACAACAACGCACCACUCAUGUAUGUCCGCAUUCAAGUUGGGCAAGCGUCCUGCAUCGCUCUGCUGGAUAGCGGCGCUUCUCACAAUUUCAUGAGCCAAUCCUUCAUGCAAAGGGCUGGCCUUGGCGCACAAGUUCGGAGGAAGGGAAACCCGACGGCGAUCAAGUUGGUGGAUGGGAAAAUGCAGCAACUUCUCAACCGUUACAUCGAGGCAGUACCGGUCUAUUUCGCACCUCAUGUAUGCGAACCGGUGACAUUCGAUAUUCUCGACACAGACUUCUACAUCAUUCUGGGGAUGCCUUGGCUUGCAAGUGCGGAUCACACGGUCAACUUCCACCGGCGGGCUCUUAGCGUUCGCAACGCCUUCGGCGCGGAAGUGGCGUGUACUAUUCCUCUACCGCACCCUUCGAUUCGGUGCCAAGUGGUGACGGCCAAAUCAUUCCGAGCGACUUGCGCUUACGAGCAGCCCGAGGAAAUCGGCCUAUGUUUCCUACGGACCGUUGCGGUAGCCGAUGCUUCACCCACGGACUUGUCUUCGGACCCCCAGGUGGUGCGGUUACUGGACGAGUUCGCCGACAUCUUCGAGUCACCUACCGGUGUGGUGCCGGAUCGGCCAAUCUCUCAUGAGAUCAUUCUUGAGGCAGGUGCCGUGUCGUCGAAAGGUUGCAUCUAUCGGAUGAGCGAGGAGGAGCUUGAGGUCCUCCGCGCACAACUCGACGAUUUGUUUGCCAAGGGCUGGAUCCGCCCUAGCAGCUCCCCAUAUGGAGCACCGGUUCUCUUCGUCCGGAAGAAGAACAAGGAUCUACGAUUGUGUAUCGACUACCGCAAGCUCAACACGCAAACCGUCAAGAAUGCGGGGCCUCUCCCUCGCAUCGACGAUCUUCUUGAGCGACUGGGCGGCGCAAAGUAUUUUUCUAAGUUGGAUUUGAAAUCGGGAUAUCAUCAAAUCUCGAUCCGGCCGAACGAUCGCUACAAGUCCGCGUUCAAGACGCAGUACGGGCAUUUUGAGUGGGUGGUCAUGCCUUUUGGCCUCACCAACGCCCCGACGACCUUUCAAGCGGCAAUGACCAAUGAGUUUCGUGCAAUGUUGGACCGGUUCGUGCUGGUCUACUUAGACGAUAUUCUCGUCUAUAGCCGGUCAUUGGAGGAUCAUCUUGGGCAUCCUCGACGAGUGUUGGAGACGCUCCGCCGCGCCAAGUACAAGGCCAACCGCAACAAGUGCGAAUUUGUCCGGCAAGAGCUGGAAUACUUGGGCCAUUUUGUCACACCGGAGGGCAUCAAUCCGCUAUCGAACAAGAUUCAAGCCAUCCAAGAGUGGUCGGAGCCUCGGAACGUCACGGAUGUCCGUUCAUUCCUUGGCCUCGCCGGCUACUACCAGCGUUUUAUCAAAGGCUACUCGAAGAUCGCGGCCCACUUGACCAAGCUUCAAUGCGAGGAUCGGUCGUUUGACUUCGGAGAGGAGGUGCAGCAAUCAUUCUUUGCUCUCAAAGCCGCACUAUUAUUUGCGGAGGUCUUGCGUAUAUACGACCCGCUUUUGCCUACGCGCGUCACUACGGAUGCAUCAGGCUAUGGCAUUGGUGCAGUCCUCGAGCAACAUGAUGGUGUGGACUGGCACCCGGUCGAGUAUUUCAACAAGAAAGUGCCCGUCAAGCAUUCCAUUGACGAUGCACGCAAGAAGGAGCUCCUUGCCUUCAUCCACGCGCUCAAGCGGUGGCGGCAUUUCCUCCUUGGUCGAAGCCAAUUUCGAUGGGUAACGGACAACAAUCCGUUGGUCUUUUACAAGACCCAAGACACCGUCAACAGCACCAUCGCUCGAUGGAUGGCUUUCAUCGACCAGUUCGACUUCUUUCUCGAUCACAUUCCCGGGAAGUCGAACCGUUUUGCGGAUGCUCUUUCACGGCGUCCGGAUCAUUGUACCGCGGUGUACUCAACCUUCGAGAUCGACGAUGACUUGUGGAACAGCUUCAUCCGCGGCUACCAAGCCGACCCCGAGUUUCGCGACAACCUUCUCGGCGACGUCACGCGUUAUUGCGAGUCAUGCGAGGUUUGCCGACGCUGCAAAUCCUGCAACCAUCGUCCGUACGGCGAGUUACGACCAUUACCGGUCCCGUUGAGGCGAAGGGAAGCGAUUGCCAUGGACAUUACCGGCCCGUUCCCCAAGCACAAGACCGGAGUGGAUGAGAUUCUCACGGUGGUCGACCGACUCACCAAGUUCGCCAUGUUUUUGCCUUGUCGCUAUCAUGCCAAGGCACUAGAGUUGGUCGAGGUUCUCUACGCCGGUUGGAUUCGAACCAAGGGUUACCCCAAGGAAAUCGUCUACGAUCGCGACACUCGGUUCAUGUCCGAUCUUUGGUUGGCACUCAUCAAGCGAUGGGGCCCAUCUCUGAAGCCCAGUUCAGCUCGCCUACCUCAGAUUGAUGGCCAGACGGAGAGGGCGCAUCAGACCGCACAGGUUCUCCUUCGCACUCUCAUCCGCCCCGACCAGAAGGACUGGGUUGAGCGGUUGUCGGAUGUCGAGUUGGCCUACAACUCCUCUAUCCACCCGGCUAUCGGGAUGUCGCCCUUUGAGUUUGAGCACGRCUCGCCGGUCACUUCACCGUUGGACACUAUUACUCCACGAACGGCCGAGAGCGACGACCAUCUUCUUUUCUUGCAUCGAAUGCAAGAGCUUCUUGUCAAGGCACGCGGUCAGAUGGCUAAGACGCAGCUACGCGUGACCCAGCAGGCCAAUCGCCAGCGUCUUCCUUGCCCAUUCCGCGCAGGGGACCUCGUUUGGGUUUCCGCAGCGGAAUUCAGCCUUGAACAAGACAUCUCUCGCAAGCUCCUCCCGAAAUGGAUGGGGCCUUGGCCGAUCGUAGCACCUGCUGGGGACGCACCCGAGGGACCUUCCUUCACGAUUCAGGUGCCCGGCCACUUGCCCGUCUACCUAGUCUUUCAUUGCUCCAAGUUGGCUCUUUACACGCCAGCGGAACAUGACCAUUUUCCCGGGAGACGUUCGCAAGACCCACCUUCCAUGGACGGUUUUCAGGAGGUUGGCGACAUCAUCUCCCAGCGACGCUACGGCAACAGGCCAACCAAGUAUUUAGUGCAUUUUGCAUACUGCACACGCUGAGCUGACCGUUGGUUGACCCGUGCGGAACUUCAAGCAACAGCUCCAGACGUUC